Agrilus planipennis (emerald ash borer) is the source of this 843-nucleotide messenger RNA. RefSeq lists its product as uncharacterized. Lineage: Eukaryota; Metazoa; Arthropoda; Insecta; Coleoptera; Buprestidae. The transcript is spliced from 2 exons. The record is from RefSeq and is a predicted model, not a curated record. The coding region runs from base 1 to 843 and encodes 280 amino acids.
AUGGCUACUGGACAUAGUGAUACCGCACAGACAGACAUUUCCAUCGACCGUGUAACAGUUAAAGUGCCACAAUUUAUAGCAGCAGAUCCGGAACUAUGGUUUUCCAUACUUGAAAGUAGUUUCGUUGCUUCCGGAAUUACCCAAGACUCUACCAAGUUCGGGUACGCGGUCAGUGGUUUGGACCAAAAAUACGCAGUAGAAGUGUGCGAUAUUAUACUAAAACCGCGAAACGAGCGAUCGUAUGAGAUGUUAAAAACCGAACUCAUUAAACGAAUGGGUUCGUCGCGCGAACACAAUACGCGACGACUUCUAGACAAUGAACCGUUGGGUGAUCGAAAACCUACGCAAUUUUUACGGCACCUGCGGAAUCUUGCUGGAAAUGAGUUUCCCGAAGACAUACUUCAAACACUUUGGGUACGUCGUUUGCCAAAACAUGUCCAAGUAAUUCUAGUGGGACAUAAAGACCUCACGUUGGAUAAGAGAGCCGAAAUUGCCGAUUCCAUUAUCGAGGCUCAUGGCACCUUCAACAAUAUCGCGGAGAUGUCAUCAACACCUACCGAAUCAGUCAUCAACAACCGCUAUGAUCUUCUGGAGAACGCACUGACAUCGGCGCUGCAAGAAAUAGCGGCUAUCAAGCUCAACAGUGCAGCCCCGUAUCAAUACCGUCGCUCCCGCAGACCUUCACGCUCAAGUUCGCGUUCUUCUACUUCGCGAUCGGUUUCGCGUUCGCGAUCAGAUAGGGAAAGUGUUAUCCCGGUAACACAUCGGGAAACGACUUGGGCAGUCGUUGAUGACGGCCGACGACCCCAGCCCUACGUCAUCACGCCGUUUGUUCGUCGCUGA